This is a messenger RNA of Sinocyclocheilus rhinocerous, 2000 nucleotides long. RefSeq names its product epidermal growth factor receptor kinase substrate 8-like protein 3. The annotation marks the transcript as partial. The record is from RefSeq and is a predicted model, not a curated record. Gene Ontology annotation, cellular component: ruffle membrane; plasma membrane; vesicle. Gene Ontology annotation, biological process: Rho protein signal transduction; positive regulation of ruffle assembly; regulation of Rho protein signal transduction. The transcript has 18 exons. Gene Ontology annotation, molecular function: actin binding. NCBI's taxonomy places the organism in Eukaryota, Metazoa, Chordata, Actinopteri, Cypriniformes, Cyprinidae.
UAUUAUAGAGGCUUCUCACCUGAGCCGCUAUCCCAGGGCUCUGGCAUGUCUCGUCCUAGUGCCAAAUCCAUCUACAUGCAAAGGAAGCAGUAUGCAGAAUCAAUCAGCAGACAACAAGACAACUUUCAGUACAGAGUAGAGCACCUGUUCACCUGUGUGUUAGAUGGCAGAGAGGUGAGCAGCAUUGAUGACUGUGUGAACAGGUUGAAGAAUAUGGACAGUAAAGGGAAAGUGUGGGGUCAGGACAUGAUCAUGCAGGUUCAGGCGAACCAGCUACAGCUGUGUGACAUAGAGACCAAGGAGUUUUUGGAGUCUGUGCACUUGAGUAGCAUCAGAGUGGCGAGAGCUGUUCUGGACAGUUGUGUGUAUGACUCCCUUCUCAUUAUCUCAGUUCAGGAUCCUAGCCAGAGAGCUCCACAGGCCUUCCUGUUCCAGUGUGAGGAGAUUGGGGCUCAGGAGGUGGCAAAUGAUCUGGAAAAGGCAAUACAGCAAGGAGGGGAUGCCACACCACUGUUUAAAGAACCACAGAUGGACAUCAGGAGCCAUUUGGAAAGCAUCAUUGGUCGGGGUUAUCCAGGGAGCAUGAAGAGACCAGUUCUCAUGCAGUCAAACCCUCCUCCCCCAGAAUUCCCACCUCCUCAGUACAACAACUAUGAAGACUAUGAUGACAGACGGCCUUCACCCACUAUGCCAUUCCCCAGAGAUGAAGCCCCUAACAGGCCAAUGCAGUCCGAGCAAGAGCAGACUCAACCUCCAUUCAGUGAUGUAGAGAGAGAUUCGGAGAUUUUUAACCAUGUAGCGGCCGACAUUGAGAUCUUCACAUAUAAAGUUGGCUCAGCUUUGCCAGAAGAUGAUGGAAGCAAGAAAAAGAAAAAGAAAAAUGCUGCAAAACAAUUUGUUGCAAGUAUGCCCCCUGUGGAGGAGUACAUAUCCUGUCUGCAGAAAAUAAAGUAUGGCUUUAACCUUCUGGGGAAGCUGGAUGGUCACCUAAAAAAUCCUCCUGCUUCUGAUUUGGUUCACAGUCUCUUUUCUUCCCUUGCCUUUAUGGUGAGUCAGUAUCCUCCCAACAUCCCUCCCACAGUGCUGAGUCCACUGCUCACAGAAAAAGCCCUGCAUCUCCUGGGAAGAUGCGUCACACCAAAUGAGGACGUACUGUGGGGCAGUUUGGGUGACGCAUGGAGCAUCCCAAGAUCCAAAUGGCCAAACGGGAAUCAGAUCCCUCCGUAUUAUCCCGAAUUUUACGACUGUUGGCAGCCCCUUCCGCCUGGUCCAUCCCUGUCCCCUCCCAGCAGCAGGCAGCUGUCACGGAGCAACAGCGAACGCUUCCCACCCAGGAACGCCAUGCAGAGGUCACCUGAACAGGACAACAGAGCCUGGAACACACCACCCAUGCGCAGGUCAGCUGAGCUGCCGCUCUACAUGAGGGUGAUCUAUGACUUCAUGGCAAGAAACAGUCAGGAACUGAGUGUGAUGCAGGGUGACAUGGUACAGAUAACCGACAAGUCCGGGCAAUGGUGGAAAGUGAAAAAUAGUCGUAAUGAGGACGGUUAUGUGCCUCAGAAUGUUCUAGAGCCUGUUGAUGGACAAAGGCCAACACUAAAUAUGAGAGGACCUCCAUCUCUAGAUAUGAAUUCUAGGCCUGAGGAAGUUAAAGCCUGGUUACAGUACAAAGGCUUUUCUAAAAUGACAGUCCAGACUCUUGGCGUGUUUAAUGGAGCAAUGUUGCUGGGAAUGAAACGGGAUGAUAUCAGAGCAAUAUGUCCUGAGGAAGGAGGUCGAGUCUUCUUCCAACUGCAGAGUGUCAGAUCCACCAUUGCACUUGCCAGUGAGGCUGAAUACAGUCAGUAUGGUGGCCGCUGAUAAGCUGAGGAAAUCGGUGCAUUUUGAUAUCAAGAAUCUGAACGUGUCUGGACCCGAAUGAACAAGAACUAUUCAGUAAAAACCUCAACAUUUCCAUUCAUUAGACAGUUCACAGUUAUUAUAUUACUCUUCACAGAUGC